CAUUUUGUGCUGCUUUAGUCUUGACUUUCUUCUCUUUGGUUCUUGGGGUAUACAAUAGAAGAGAUUGUUUUAAGAUUUGUGGCUUCCGAUCUGUUAAAAUGAGCGGCAAGGAACCACUCAAGCUAGAGGAUGAGCAAAUCGCCGAACUACGAGAAAUCUUCAGAUCUUUUGAUCGUAACAACGACGGCAGCCUGACGCAGCUGGAACUCGAUUCUCUUUUGCGGUCUUUAGGCCUAAAACCCAUCUCCGACCAAGUCGAAGCCUUGAUACAAAAGGCCGACACGAACAACAACGGGUUGGUUGAGUUCUCGGAGUUUGUAUCCCUGGUGGCGCCGGAGCUGCUUUCGGAGAAGUCGCCCUACAGUGAGAAUCAGCUGAGGCAGUUGUUCAAGAUGUUCGAUAGGGAUGGGAACGGAUAUAUCACGGCAGCUGAGUUGGCGCAUUCGAUGGCGAAGAUUGGGCACGCGCUGACGGCGGAGGAGUUGACGGGGAUGAUUAAGGAGGCGGAUACCGAUGGGGAUGGGAUGAUUAGUUUUGAGGAGUUCUCACAGGCCGUUUCUAACGCCGCGUUUGAUAAUUCGUGGGGUUGAUUGAAUUUAGUUUGAGGUGUUGUCUCUUUUCUGGGUAUUUGUUUCCUUGUUACUUUUUCUUGAAAGGUUGUUACUUGCGUAGUUAACAAGAUCCAUUUUUCAAUAUUUUUUUGUUAAUCACAUUUGUUAUGUCGGAUGAUAAGUUUAUAAGUUCCGGUGUUCAGGUCGGUUUUUCGGAAUA
This is a messenger RNA of Hibiscus syriacus, 771 nucleotides long. RefSeq names its product probable calcium-binding protein CML18. Bases 99 to 590 code for a protein of 163 amino acids. NCBI's taxonomy places the organism in Eukaryota, Viridiplantae, Streptophyta, Magnoliopsida, Malvales, Malvaceae. The transcript has a single exon. Gene Ontology annotation, molecular function: enzyme regulator activity; calcium ion binding. The record is from RefSeq and is a predicted model, not a curated record.